Messenger RNA from Meloidogyne enterolobii, 390 nucleotides. The record is from the annotation of a GenBank genome assembly. Lineage: Eukaryota; Metazoa; Nematoda; Chromadorea; Rhabditida; Meloidogynidae.
AUGUUACAUCUUUCUAUUACAACAGACAAAAAUGAAUUUCCAUAUCAGGUCCGUUAUCCUGCAAAAAUGGCUUUUGGAGAGUUUAAAAUUAAACUAGAAAUGGUAGUAGGUAUUUAUGCACAAGAUAUGAAACUUGAGUUGCAUUCACCUAAUGGAAAAUUUUGCUCAGAGUUGGUUGGAGAUGAUCGAACUUUGGAGGAGAUGGGUGUAAUUGAUAAUUCAAUCAUUCAUGUGCACGAUGUUUCACAGAAAUUGUCUUCAUUAAUUCCUCAGGAUUCAAAUACAUCAAAUGUUGAACAUUAUACAAUUCCUGAUGAGAAGUAUUCUGCUAGAAAAGGCAAUUUAUUUAUAUUUUAUUUUUUACAUUAUUUAUAUUUUAGAUACUGCUAG